CAAGGCUAGCGAUGUAGCAUCUAGCAUUUACUUGGAGGAGAUCUUUGGAUAAGUUUUGUCCAGUAGAUUAUAGUGUGAUGCAGUGAAAUGGCUGGUCGUAUUCCUCUGGUUUUGCUGGCCUGUGGCUCCUUUAACCCCAUCACCCAUCAGCACAUGAGGCUGUUCGAGCUGGCCAGGGACCAUAUGCACCAGACGGGUCUGUAUCGUGUGGUGGGUGGCAUUGUGUCUCCUGUCAGUGAUUGUUAUGGUAAACAGGGUCUUGUUGCUUCGAAACACCGGCUCGCUAUGGCAAGACUGGCCCUGCAGAGCUCUGACUGGGUUACUGUCAAUGACUGGGAGAGCCAGCAGUCUGAUUGGACAGAGACUUUGGUGACAAUGAGGUACCACUACAGCCACAUAGCUGCUCAGCACCAGCAAAAAACAGGAGAGUGCAAGAACCUGUCUACAAAUAAGCAGCCAGACUCAAGUGGUCCCCAGCUGAAGCUGCUUUGUGGAGCAGAUUUCAUGAACACAUUUAAGGUGCCUGGGCUGUGGAAGGAUGAUGACAUAGAGGAGGUGGUGGGGCGCUUCGGAGUAGUCUGUGUGAGCCGUGGUAGCCUGCAGCCAGACCAGGCUGUACAUGAGUCCGACAUGCUGUCCAGGCACAGACAGAACAUUUUCCUGGUUCGGGAGUGGGUCCACAAUGAGAUCAGUGCUACAGAGGUCAGACGAGCCUUACGACGGGGCUACAGUGUUAAAUACCUCUUACCAGACUUGGUUAUUGAUUACAUAAGAGAGCACAACCUGUACACGCAGGACAGUGAGAUAAAGAACAAAGAUGCUAAACUGCGACCUCUUACCAAGCAAGCAAUACAAGACUGACAUAUAGGGACUCUUCCUUUUUAAGGUGUGAAAGCAGGUUGCUCUAGAGGCGGUGCAUAUUUUGUCUAGUGUAAAUUAGGCACAUCUUCAAGUUAAAUUGAGUAUUAUCCAUGACCAUCGUUACCUGGCCACCACAGUGUAAUGUGUGGAGAGGGAUUUAAGAAUGUAUGCUGUCUCUGCAGGAGAUAGAUUUGCCAGAUCAUUACAGAGCUGUAUGAAUAUGUUCUGCAGGUCUGGGAUUUGUUGACUUUUGCUGAAUGUCACAAGGAAGAUAAAUAACAGAGACUUUACACUUUGUAGUGCAAACAUCACUUCUUGAAUUUCCAUUUGCACAGAAAGCACCGUUCAUAGUGUCAGAUCUCACAAGACGUUUCAUCAAGCGUUUCUGACAUGAUAAAAUGAAAUAAUGUAUUUUAAGUUGAAGUCUGAUUCUGAAUCUAGUAGUCUUUUUCAUUGCAUUACUGACUGUAAAGUUUUGGCUCAAACACUAGUUGCUUUAAGGGUGUUUUCGAAAUGUUGGAGCUCAAUGCCCACAGCCUUUUGUGUGGAGUUUGUGUUGGUUUAAAAGAAUGCCUUUAUUCUUGCUGUCUCAAAAGAGAAGCUUGAGAAAUUGGCUGAUUGAGACUAAUUCAAAAGGCACUUUAAGGGUGACAGUUGAAAGGAGUGAUGAUUCAAUCAGAAUCGGAGUCAGAAUUAGAAUGAGCUUACACAUACAAGGAGUUUGUCUUCGUGACAGGAGCAUCCAGUGCACAACAAUACAAAACAGCAACAAGACAGAUAAUACAAAAUGUAAUAAAAAAAAAAUUGCAUAGAAAGUAAAGUAUAUAUAGAAUACACAAUAAGACAAUACCUUCUUCGGUUGUCUAUCGAAAUCGGAUGAUGACGUCCACUCAUUUAACAGUGAGAUCUUUGAUGGCUGACCUUGAUGUAGCUGGCCAUAUAUCACUCUCUCUCUCUCUCUCUCUCUCUCUCUCUCUCUAUAUAUAUAUAUAUAUACACACACAUACGUAGUGCAAAUCUAAAUACAAAUAUGUUAUAUAGAGUGCAAGGGAAUGUAAUGGCAGUAAAAGUUGGAUAUGUUGGAUAAAUAUAAAAAGACUAGGCUGUGAAUUGCACAUAACUAUUGCUCAAUGUGGGUCUCCCACUUCAGGUCCUGAAAGACUCCACUGCUGCCACAAUGCUGUUCAGAAUGGUCAGGGGGGACAGUGUUGGGGUGUUCCUAUAUCAAGCACAAUACAUACUUUGAAGAAAACAGUUUUUAUAUGAAGAAUUUUAAUGGUAUAACAUUUUGAACUUCCCUUGUAAAUACAUGUUUAAUCAUGUAGCACAUGACAUACAGAAAUAUUCCACAGAUUACAUAGCUCAAUGCAUGUUAUGUAGUCUAUUAAACAACAUCACCUUGCAUCACUGGUGACAGAAACAAGAUUCAGUGUUUAUAUCACCUCAACACUUGGUGCACAGAAAAAUUAUUGUAACAAUUAAUAGAUAUUUAUUUUCCGAUCAUAAAUGGUCAUAAAUAACUUCAGACUUCACAAAAAAAAAAAAAAGAAGUUAAAAAACAUAACAAAAUCAACCAUAAACACAGGGGGUGAGUUUAGAAAUGACCCAUACUGCUCCUAUUACUACUACUGACAUGUCUGUCUAUGUAGUCUGCUCUAAAAGUAGAAUGCCAUUCUGAACUCGGCCAGUGUACAAACCGAUCAGCCACAACAUUAAAACCACCUGCCUAAUAUU
This is a messenger RNA of Xyrauchen texanus (razorback sucker), 2595 nucleotides long. It is a transcript of the gene nmnat3, whose product is annotated as nicotinamide nucleotide adenylyltransferase 3. The record is from RefSeq and is a predicted model, not a curated record. Gene Ontology annotation, molecular function: nicotinamide-nucleotide adenylyltransferase activity; nicotinate-nucleotide adenylyltransferase activity. The transcript is spliced from 5 exons. The coding region runs from base 88 to 861 and encodes 257 amino acids. Gene Ontology annotation, biological process: NAD+ biosynthetic process. Gene Ontology annotation, cellular component: mitochondrion. Lineage: Eukaryota; Metazoa; Chordata; Actinopteri; Cypriniformes; Catostomidae.